AUGGAUCCAGGUUGGACUUGGAACAUGAAUUCAAACAAAUACUUUUUUGAGGAACUAUAUGAUCAAGAUUGUGGAUCUGUAUUGCUGGGAAGAAACAAAGCUUGCAAGAUUGCAAGUGUUGGAUCUAUGAAAUUCAAGCUCCAUGAUGAGCCAAUAAGAUUAUUGACUGAAGUCAAAUUUGGAGAGUCUCCUAUUGAUGGUAAGACUGAUACCAAUCCUGAAGGAUUGACAGCUGCUUAUGGCAAGUGGUCUUUGGCUGUUUCUGAAAGAUUAGUGGUUGUUUCUAUUUAUAUUGAUGCAGGAGUUAAUAUUUGUAGGUGGGAAGAUGAUCUUUACAAACGUGUGGAAUAUGAUUCUGAUGGAAUUGUUAAAACUCAUAUCAUCAAGUCUCCUUUUGUUCAGAUUCCUCUUGGAGUUACGGAGGACAGACUCAUUGGGUCAGUUGAUGUUGAGGAGUCUGUGAAGACAGGCACGACUGUUUUCCAACCAGGCCUACUUGCUGAAGCUCAUAGAGGUGUUUUAUAUGUUGAUGAAAUUAAUAUUUUGGACGAGGGUAUCAGUAAUUUGCUCCUUAAUGUACUGACUGAAGGAGUAAAUAUUAUUGAAAGAGAGGGAAUCAGCUUUAGGCACCCAUGCAGGCCCCUUCUGAUUGCUACCUAUAAUCCUGACGAGGGUUCUGUUCGGGAACAUAUGCUAGACCGUAUUGUAAUUAAUUUGAGAUCAUCUCGGCUAGAGAGUAUCUCAUGGAAGUUACUAUUAGCAAAGAACAAUUAAAAUACCUGGUUAUCGAGGCUUUACGAGGUGGUGUCCAGGUAUGUAACAAGUUUUUUUGUUUCAAAAGAAGUUUUUUAUAUGGUAAAUAUGAUGUACACUACAGAUAUCCAU
Molecule: messenger RNA, 885 nt
Organism: Vicia villosa (hairy vetch)
Lineage: Eukaryota; Viridiplantae; Streptophyta; Magnoliopsida; Fabales; Fabaceae
Product: magnesium-chelatase subunit ChlD, chloroplastic-like
Exons: 5
Coding region: 1-774 (257 amino acids)
Molecular function (GO): ATP binding
Source: RefSeq, a predicted model, not a curated record